This is a messenger RNA of Anoplopoma fimbria (sablefish), 4907 nucleotides long. Its product is annotated as TBC1 domain family member 12-like. The coding region runs from base 245 to 2761 and encodes 838 amino acids. NCBI's taxonomy places the organism in Eukaryota, Metazoa, Chordata, Actinopteri, Perciformes, Anoplopomatidae. The transcript is spliced from 13 exons. The record is from RefSeq and is a predicted model, not a curated record.
CUGUGUGGCCGGAAUGCCGCUGCUGCAACCAGCUAAAAACGACGAGGGGGUUUAAUUAAGCUCCCGUCCGCCGGCGACGUUCAUUUCUCCGGACGGCUGGUGCUUUGAACAACCAUAAAGGCACGAAUAUGUGGAGUGUCGGGGGAUGCUGAGGGUUAAAAUGGAUGCUCCUUUACCCAAGAACAACAAAACCUGCAGAGGAGGAGGAGGAGGGACUGAAGCUCGCACGACGGACUGAGUGGCCAUGGAAACGAAGGAGAACGGAGGUUCGAUCGACGUCGACUGGAGCGAAGGCGAAGAACGCGGCGGCGAAGGCGAAGUAGGCGGCGGCGAAGGCGAAGCGUGUUACGUCGCACUGAAGGAGCGCGGCAUAGGGGGUCAGGAAGCCGGGAAGGGUCAAAUGCAUAACGAGAGGAACGUAAACAGAGACGCUAGGGAGAUGAUGCUGCAGAAUGGAGUUCGCGGCGAACACAGCGGCAUGAAUGGGUUCGCCGGGUCGUUCGCCCGGGAGGAGGCGAAGAUGUUCGGCGAAGGGGGAGAAGUUGGGGUUUCCUGUCCAGCUGUGCACGGGGGGCGGGUGUCUGCAGAGAUGCGGCAGCCUCCUGCAGGAGAGAGCGAAGGGGAAACCCCCGAUUCUGACGACGCAACCCUGGGCGAACAGCUGAGCGAACAGCCGAGCGAACAGCCGAGCGAACUGGGGAUGCACCAGCAGAACUGUGCAUGCACACAGGAUGCAAACAUGCAGAACGGGGGUGCAUGCAGUGAUGUGAAGGUUGCAAACGGUGGUUUACACAUUGGGACCAACGCCAGAGCGACAUAUGACUGGUCUGACUCGGACUGGUCCCCUGAAAUCAAUCCCAGCAUGCACUUCGACCUGGGGGAGAGGCAGGAGAACGGGACCGGGUCAGGGUUUCGUCCAAGGAGCCAAAGCGACCACGGCGGGAGAUUGGUGUCUCAGUGCCCGGGGGAGGAUGCAACAGAUCCCCCUCACUUCCUCCACCCAUCCAAGGACUCCCCCACCCAGGGAUCAAGUGCCAAACCCCCCUCAUCCUGCCCUUCUGAACCCCACAUCAAGGAGGAUCUCGGUGACCCCACAUUACCCGUGAGGCCGCAGACUUUGAGGACUAACUCCAACAUGGUGUUGUCCCUCAGCUGCGACGCCACCCCGUUGUCCCCUGACGAGGACGAGGACGAGGGGGGCUUUUAUUUUGGAGAUGAAGGGUACGAGGAGGACUUCAGGGGCGUUUUGGAGGCCGGUCGCAGGCAGAGCGCCCCGGAUAACCUGCAGGAUCUGACCCAGCAGACGGACGGCUCGGACCCCAAGCUGAUGCCAAAGAGGUUCGGCAUAGCUGAUUUCUUCACCAGGAGCCUGUUUUCUAGGAAAUCCAAAGAGCCAAAGGCAUUGUCCCAUAAUGCAACAGGGUGGCGACUGUUCGGCAAGACACCAGUCAGAGAAGAUCCGCCUACAGACCCCGACCCCACGUUGUCCACAGAGCAGUGUCCAGAGGAGGAGCAGGAGGGAGACCCGGAUUUGUCCUCUGGUCCUCAGCUCCCCUCGGCUGCAGGGAGAAGGAAGAACCUGGAGUUUGAGCCUCUCUCCACCACAGCUCUCAUCCUGGAGGACCGUCCAGCGAACCUUCCUGCCAAAUCACUGGAGGAAACUCAGAGACACAAAAUGGAGUACGAUGAGAUGGUCGCAGGAGCCAAGAGGAGAGAGAUGAAGGAAGCCCAGAGGAAGAAGCGACAGAUGAAGGAGAGGCACAGACAGGAGGACAGCAUCUCCAACGCCAUGGUCGUCUGGAACAACGAGAUCCUGCCGCACUGGGACAACGUGAAGGGAACGAGGCGGGUCAGAGAUCUCUGGUGGCAGGGACUUCCUCCCAGUGUCAGAGGACGUGUGUGGAGCCUCGCCAUCGGCAACGAGCUCAACAUCACACCAGAGCUGUAUGAGAUCUUCCUGUCCAGAGCCAAAGAGAAGUGGAGGAGUUACAGCGAAACCAGUUCAGUCAACGACAGCGAGAGUGAUGGAGGGGCGUCGCUGGCAGACAGAGAGUCCAGUCUGGACCUCAUCAAACUAGACAUUUCCAGAACCUUCCCCUCUCUCUUCAUCUUCCAGAAGGGUGGCCCCUACCAUGACCUCCUGCACAGCGUUCUGGGGGCCUACACCUGUUACAGACCUGACAUUGGCUACGUCCAGGGAAUGUCAUUUAUCGCUGCUGUGCUGAUCCUCAACCUGGAGGAGGCCGAAGCCUUCAUCACCUUCGCCAACCUGCUCAAUAAACCCUGUCAGAUGGCCUUCUUCAGAGUUGACCACGAACUGAUGUUAAAGUAUUUUGCAGCCUUUGAGGUUUUCUUUGAGGAGAAUCUGCCUCGUCUCUUCAACCACUUCCAAACCAACAGCCUGACCCCUGACCUCUAUCUGAUCGACUGGAUCUUCACUCUGUACAGUAAGUCCCUCCCUCUGGACGUGGCGUGUCGGGUGUGGGACGUCUUCUGUCGGGACGGGGAGGAGAGCUUGUUUCGGACGGGGCUCGGUAUCCUGCGUCUGUUCGAGGACGUCCUGCUCCAGAUGGACUUCAUCCACAUCGCCCAGUUCCUAACCCGCCUGCCGGAGGACAUGCCGGCACACACGCUCUUCACCGCCAUGGCCAACACACACAUGAUCAGCAGGAACCGCCGCUGGGCUCAGGUGUUUUCUGCGAUGAUGAAGGAUGUAAAUAAAGAGAUGGACAAAAACAGCAGCCCGGCUUUGAGAAGCUAACACUAGCCACCCUUGACGCUAAUGCCAUUUUUCUUCAAACUAAUCGUCAAACGCAAGCUGUGAAGGUUGAAGCUCAUGCCAGCCAGCCGUGAACUACAGAUGAAAAUGCUAGCUCGACCAUGUCAGCACUGCUAACAUCAAAGGUUAGCUGUGAAGCUUGAAGCUACGUAGCCUGAAGCCAAACUUUCCCUCCAGAGGCGUCGCUACGAAGCUUGAAGUGAACACGAGCCAGCCGUGAAGGUGAAGGUGGAGGCUGAGGUCAGAAUUUUGGACCAGAGUUGGAGGAAGAACUGAAAUCUGUGCUGGAACCAGAACGGGGAUCCAAAGUGGUUGGUUAAUUCUAAACUUCAACACCCAUUGUCAGUAUUUUUCCAGACAGAUUUUUGGAGGAGCGACUGUUGUUGUAGCAGCAGUGUCACUGAUCUACCAGCCCACAGAAGCUGAAGAAUUAAAACUAACUUUCAGAUAAUAUUCUGUGUUAUUUCCCCUGUCAGCUGGAAAGGAAUAUUCACCUGCUUGUGGAUAUCCUGCCUCCAUGUUGGGACACAAAACACCACUAAUAACGAGCAUUACGACCGUGUAAUUCUCCCAAAAGGCUCAAAUUCUCAUUUUCGGUGCUAACGAUUUUCUAAAGGCUUCAAAAAGGACUUCUGUGUUUUAAUAAUUAUUGUAGCUCCUCGUAGGUUUUGAGUCCACACUACUAUUUAUUUGCAUUUUUAACUUGAACUCUGGAUCUUAAAAAUGAUGGGAAUCUGCAGUAGCAUGGCUGAUGCUGAAAUAUACUAGUUGUAGCUGAUAAAUUAGCCUCCCACUUUAGUAUCCUUGCUUUUUAAUGGUCAUCUGUAGGCAAAACAUAACUGAAUAUGGGAAGUUUGGGCGGGAGGAAAACACAGGACUAAACAUAAUGGGGAAAUGGAAUAAUUUUGAACACUAUUGUCUUCCGUUAAUUAUUAAGAAAAUAAAUAAUACAUAUCUUAUCAGUGAUCUUAAUCAAGUACAAGCAGACUAAAUAUUUUGAUGUUUUUACAGGAAAUUAAUUAUUUAAUGGUCCAUUGGGCUCAAAAAGUAUUUUCUUGUGUUAAAUAUUUGAAUAUGUCAUCAUUUAUAUCAAAAAUCAAACAGUAUAUGGGGGAAAUUUAGUGAUGUGGACAUAGAAAUUCAACCAAACAAGAUUUUGAGAUGUUAAGACAAAAAAAGUAAUAAAUUCAUUGAAAUGUGGAUUCAUAUCAAUUUGAGCUAAAAAGACAGACGUCCGCUUUGGAUAAUGUUGUUUGGGUCAAAAUGAUCCAUAUGAACCUUAAAUGUAGGAGCGCAGGGCCAUCACGGUUUAACGUCAGUGUUUCAAGGACCCAGAUUUAUCAGAGCACUUUAUAUAUGCAGCGCUGAAGCUACAUCAUUGAAACAAAACUACACAGAACGAGCUCAAACUAAAUAAAGGGGGCAUUAAGUGCCUCAUUGUUUCCUCUCUCCGGGGUUAGAGGGAACAGAACUACACGACUACGACAUGUAGGCGAAACAUGCAGAUACCAGAGCAACAAUACGGUCUUGGCUUUUAGCUUUUACUAGUUUCAGCUUGAGAAUGAAGCUUUUUAGUCUUUGCAGCAAAACUCUUCUCGCUUGUUCCAUCGUCUGAAAAUGCUAGAACAGAUUGAAAGUUAAUAUUUAUUAACAUCUGCACAUGAUACAGCAUUUCAAUGCAAGGAAAUGAGAAGUUUUGUUUUUUUAUAUAAUAUCUUGGGAGAUUCUUAAUUUUAACAUUAUAAUAUCUUCCUCUCAAACUUCAGAUUUUGCCUCAACAUAAAACUUUCCUCCAUCGUAAAGAGUCUGCUGAUGACUUUACCGCCCCGCUGUUUAAUGACCUAACUGCAAAUUGUGGACCCAUCACGUUAAAAUGAUUAGCAAAUGAAUCAAUAAGUUGAUCUACAGCUACUUUUAUGAUGAAUUAAUAGUGACAUUCUCUGAAUCCAGCUUCUUAAAUGUGACGUUUUUCUGCUUUCCUUUAUAUGAUUUAUAUUGUAAAAUUGAAUUUUGGACCAUUGGUCAGACAAAACAAGACAUCUCCAGAAAAUGUGAUAUUAGACUUUUAAAAAUAUUCCUUACAUUUUAUAGAUGAAGCAAUAACAGCUGCAACUAACAAGUGUUAUUU